UCCAGGUUUCAUUGGUUAGACGGAAAUCAGGAGUUCUGGAUGAAACAGAAGUUUUAAACCAAACUCUAACGAAGAUUAUUCAUAAGCGUUUCCACAUCUCUGGGGAAGUUAUUCUUGAAAAUUGAUCCGCGCCAUGGAUAUUUCGUAUUCUAGUUGCUUUCGGUUGCUGUUAAGCCUUAUCAUGACUGCUUUUGUCACACCAAAAGAAGCAGUCAGCUUGGAGCCCGUGGUUAAUCAAGAAACCUCACUAAAGCUGUUCAGGCAGAGUUUGCUUUCGUUAGACAACUUUCACUAUCUCCAUGCACCUAAACUAGAAGAAAUAAUUACCUACGACGACUUUGAAUGUAUAUUUAAUUGCCUUUACCAUCCUCUGUGUGUUUCCGUAAACCUGGCUUCUGAAGGUGAACUGUGGUGCGAGUUACUGUCAUCACAUAAGUACAACGAUACUAACGAGUACAAGGAACACAAGUAUUCGCAUCAUAUUCACUUUGAGAAUGCUUGCGUGAAAGAUCCAUGCAAGAACAACUCCACUUGUCAAAGCGAUGUCACCAAGAAACGUUAUCGUUGCCUGUGUUCCUCUGGGUUUAGGGGCGAGACUUGUGAAGAAGAUAUUGAUGAGUGCGCUGAGGGAAUACACAGCUGCAGUGUUAAUGCUGUGUGUAGCAAUACCAAGGGAUCCUACAAUUGUACAGGUAAACUUGGAUACUAUGGAGAUGGAUUGAUGUGCGAAGAUGCGUACCACUCGUGUACAGAAAUCUACAAAAGUCAAAGGUACAUUAAUGUUGAUAAUAUUAAUUCUAUUAAGCUUGGGGCUAGGCCAACCUUCCACUUUGAUUCGCAACUGUGGAGUAACAUGAGUGACUUUAAUCCUCAAUUGGGGGAGACGGGGCUUGACUUUCAAGAGACCAAGCUACCGACCUAUUGGAACACAUCCUUCUCCAAGAUCUGUCUGGGGAUGAAGAUUGGUAAUCUGUCCAGGUUCAUUCUCGUCAAAAAGCAAGCCAGCUCUUUGUACUCACUGAUCGCUGACGGACAAUACCGUGACACGAGACUGGGUCGUAAUACAUGGAAGUUGCUGAUUGGCUCCGAGGCAUCCUUGCAAUCGAACUGUGACAAGGAAGGGUUCAAUCCCACUUCGAGGAACGAAGGAAAUGCCAAAGCUAGAAUCGGUAUCAUUGCCAACGACAACAAAAAUUGCCGCUAUUGUGAUUCCAGAAUUGGCUUUGGCACAGGUGGGUACGGAGACGACUCCAACACGUGUGGGAACGAAGCAAGGCACAAUUCAGAUAAUGGAGACAAACACAUCAAAGCCAUGGGGUACAUCUUGGUUCAGUGA
Molecule: messenger RNA, 1336 nt
Organism: Stylophora pistillata
Lineage: Eukaryota; Metazoa; Cnidaria; Anthozoa; Scleractinia; Pocilloporidae
Biological process (GO): Notch signaling pathway
Molecular function (GO): Notch binding; calcium ion binding
Source: RefSeq, a predicted model, not a curated record